AUGGAAAAUCCAAUCAUGAAAGAUGAAGAUGCAUCGAGUAGAAUUCGGGAGUCUUUCCGUCAAAUGUGGAGGAAGAUAUUUGUAGCAUCAUGUCUGCUUGCUGUUUUAUUGGAUCCAUUGUUUCUCUACGUUCCUAUGAUGAAGAAUGAUAUCAAGUGCCUGCUGUCUGACAGAAACUUGAAGAUCGCCGCUCUUCUUUUAAGAUCACUCACCGAUCUUUUCUAUAUAUUGGACAUUAUUUUUCAAAUUUAUACAUCUGACAAGUAUUCGCGACCCAUGAAUGUAUAUCAUGAAACGCGAAUGUACUGGCCGACCAUAAGUAUUCGGAGUAGAGAUGGUGUGCCAACAAUAGCUAAGAUAAUCUUGGGGUCAUACAGUGUCUUAAUUGACAUUUUGGCCAUUCUUCCGCUUCCACAGGUAGCAAUUCUCAUUUUCUUUUCAGAAAUGAGCGACUUGAGAUCUUUGACGAGAAUAAGGAUGGUUACCAUGAACCUUUUUGUUUUAUUGCAAUAUGUGCCACGAGCUCUUCGCAUCUACUUAUCAUGUAAGGAACUUAAAAGGACUCCUAAAAAAGACAUUGGAGAGACUGCCAAAUGGGUUAAAGGUGUCUUGAAUUUCUUUAUGUACAUCCUUUCUAGUUAUGUACUUGGUGCCAUAUGCUACUUUUUCGCUAUUCAACGUAUGGCCACUUGUUGGCAUAAUGUAUGUCGCAAAGCAAAUGGAUGUAACACCAGUACUUUUGGAUGUCAUGACCAUCACACAGAUAGAAAUAUUACAUUUCUAAAUGAUUUAUGCCCUAUAAGUCCAAUGAAUACAACGCUCUUUGAUUUUGGUAUAUAUAUUACAGUCCUUCAAUCUGGUAUAAUGGGAUCAACAAAUUAUUUUCAAAAGUUCUCAAAUUGCUUUUGGUGGGGACUGCGAAAUUUGAGUUCUCUUGGUUCAAAUCUUGAGCCUAGCGUGGAUGGAUGGGAGAACCUCUUUGCAGCGUUCAUCUCUAUAAUUGGAUUGCUUUUAUUCUUGUAUCUCAUUGGAAAUUUGCAGACAUACAUGCAGUUGGAUACUCAAAGAAUAGAGGCGCACAGACACAAUAUGAAAAUGGAACAGAAGAUGGAAGGGAAAGGUCGCGAGAUAGAGUUGUGGUUAUCUGAAAAUGGCAUCCCCAAAGAGAUGCAUAAUAUGAAGUCGAAGAUCAUGAACAAGGUACGACAAGAACUUGAAGAAAACAGGGAUGCCGAUUUGGACCAUAUCAUCACUACUCUUCCCAGUGAAAUUCAGAAGCAUAUUGAAAGUUGUACGCCUAUGGCUAGGUUGAAGCGAGUGCUAACGUUGCAAAACAUGGAUGAAGAUGUGUUGAGAAGAAUUUCUCAGCGUCUUAAGCCCAUGGAGUUUGAUGGCAAUUCUAUCAUUAUUGAAAAGGGUAAACCACUUGAAAUGAUGCUAUUCAUUGUGGAGGGAAAUGUAGGCAUUAAAAAGAGGAAUGGUUCUUCUUCUUCUAAUAAUAAUUUGCAGCAACGAACUCGAGGUGCAGGAGAAGUAUGUGGAGAAGAACUUCUACUUUCGCCAUUGUCGAUCUUAUAUCUUUGGGACAAAUUACUCUUGGCAACGGAGUCUGCUAAGGCAAUAGGUCAUGUUGAAGCCCUUGUUCUCACGGCUAGCGACUUGCGGGGAGUGGUCAAAAUGGACUAUUUCGUUGGGAUGAUUUGUAGAAUAUUUAGUGCAAACGAACUUGAGAAGGCAACAGACAACUACCAUCAAGAUAGAAUCAUUCGUAAGGGCGAGAAUCCAACCUUUUACAAAGGGGUACUGCCCAUGCCAGAUGAUGAUAAAACAGUGGUUGCGGUAAAGAAGUACGGAAAUUAUUUUGGUAAUGGAGAUGUAGCUAUUGAGGCGGCUGUUGCUUCUCAGACCAACCACAUAAAUGUGGUGAGGUUCUUAGGUGCUUGUGUGGAACCACAUCUAGAAGCACUGGUUUUUGAGUACAUUCCCAAUGGCACACUUUUUGAUCACAUUGAUAGAGCAGCACCAGCACGCAGUGGACCAGCACACAGUGUGCGUCAGAAACACAUUCAUAGAGCAGCAGCAUCAUGUUCACCGCCUGCUGUACUUUCGUUGGAGUUACGACUCAAGAUAGCGUCAGAAACAGCUGAAGCACUAGCUUGCUUACACUCACUCACUCCGCCAAUCAUACACCUACGUUUGUCGACAAAACAUAUACUAUUGGAUGAUCAUUACACCGCAAAGCUGUCUGCCAUUGACCCUCAAAACAUAUACUUACAGUCACGACCAGUUUUUCGGGGUCCCGCCGAAUACUUUGACCCUCAUUUUGAAGAAGACAGACUAGCAGAAAAGAGUGACGUCUAUAGUUUUGGAGUUGUCCUAGCGGAGCUACUAACAAGUCAAAAGCCAGCUUCUCCUAACCGCGUAAGGGAAGAGCCACCCCUGGCAACCUGUAUUCUAUCCUCAAUGGAAAAGGGUCGCUUGAAUCAAAUUCUGGAUGGUAAAAUAAUACUCAACGAAGCAACUUCUGAGACGGCCAAAAAGGUGGCGGAUCUGGCGAAAAGAUGUUUAAGGUCAAAAAGGGAGGAAAGGCCUUCCAUGGAGCAAGUAGCCGUGGAGCUUGAGGGAUUGCGCAAAUUUAUGGCAGAGUACCAAAAGGGAGAACCCAGUUUCUCAAACAGGCCAACCUCUUUGCAACCGACUUCUAUGCCUCUUAUCCCCAUUCUUGUCCCCUUCAACAUCGUCAAUAGGACUCCUACUGUAAUCAGAUCUGCGAUCCUGUGGGGAGGGGCUUCUGCUUUUUCCCCGCUCUCCGGUGAUCUGGAAUCGACUGCACAUUAA
This is a messenger RNA of Prunus armeniaca (apricot), 2838 nucleotides long. NCBI's taxonomy places the organism in Eukaryota, Viridiplantae, Streptophyta, Magnoliopsida, Rosales, Rosaceae. The record is from the annotation of a GenBank genome assembly.